AUGGCGACCAUUGAAGAUAGACCAUUUUCCAAGAACUACAGUGGUCUCAUCAACCAGUCGGUAAUUGCCAUUGGUCUUGGGGCGAUAUGCACCACGGCCUAUGAGCUUAUGAAGAGGAGAAGGCGAGGGAGGCGGGUGGUCAAAGGAUUGGAUAGUGUUGAAACUUGGGAGUUUGGAUAUCUAUACCAGGGACGGUCAUGGGCAAAGCGACCGUCUCCUCCGCAUCCUCAAGGCUGGCCUCUCUCAUGGGUUAAGGAAGUCAUCGACUUCCCUGAAUCAGGGAUGAACAAAUUGAGAGGAGUCGACGCCACGCUUUAUGUUCGGUUCCUUCGCGGCUGCGCUUGGUUCACAUUUCUGCAUACUUUCACUACUGUCCCAAUUCUGCUACCCAUCCAUGUCCACUUCUCCGACGAAACGGUUUCUCCUCGGUCCAUGACCCGUGCUUCGAUCUCUUCACUUGUUCUCACACAAGACGGUAGCAACCUUCUUUGGAUACAUCUGAUUCUUCUCUACUACAUCACUCUGACAUGGAUGGCUACUUUACUCUGGAUAUGCCGUGGAGCUUUCGCUUUUCGACAUGCCAAUAUUCAAGACACUGCGGAUCGACUCGCCUCUGCCGCACAGGAUGAACACAGUGCGCGUUUCAACCCCCAUCCCCAUCCUCAGUAUCCGUUUCUAUCACUCGCACCAGCAGCAGCAGAUGCUGGAUUUGAUCGGGGUCUGCGGCUUCGAAGUGUCAUGGUCACGAACGUCCCUCGCUCUCUACGCUCUGAAAAAGAACUUGCGGAGUAUUUCCAAUACUAUCUCUCGCGGCCCAUCGACGUGCCAUAUAUCGGACCCCCAUCUGCUGCUCAACCGGGCUUUCUCAGCACAUCAAUGGCGUUCUUGUUCAAUAAGGUCAAGCGCAUACCAGAACUCAUCCCUCAUCGUAACGAAGGACAAUCAGAUAAUGGAAGUAACCCGUGUAUGGAUGGGCGACAGGUUCCAGUUAUUGAUCGCGUUAUUAUUGCACGGAAGAUGACAGAAUUGCAAUCCUUGCUCGAAAGACGGGAAGAUUUUCUUAGGCGGCUCGAAGUCGCUCACAUACAAUUGGCAAAGAGGGUCUUGUUUACGGUCAAGGAGAUCGUGGAUGAGCGUGAAAAUGGGAGGCCGUUAAUCAAGCGACUAACGUCUCGGAUGUCCUUGCAUCGGCUGUCACAUCCUCACGAUAAGCCUGGCGCGAAUACAGUACCAACGAUGACACACGACAAUCAAGGCGAAGGCGAAGGCGAAGACGAAGAUUAUACAGACCUCCUGCUCCGUGAACUCACACCUUUUGUUGACGAGUUUGGGCUUCGAACCCGUUUCGUUACUCGGAGCAAUGUACCUCAACCUUUCGCAAAGCGUGUCUUGGGUUUUGUCCGGGACCUCUUUCAUCCCCCUCGAAUUCCAGACGAGAAGUAUAGGCAUAUAUCAGACACGAACGGUCGGACUAUCUGGGACGUUCUCCACAGCCUUCCUCGUCGUGCUCUUGAUCCAUACCAACCCCUGAUCCGACUGCGCACACUCUUUCACAACACCACCGUGGCAUCUAUCGACUAUUACAAUGCGAAAUACGCUUUACUAACGAAUCUCAUCACGGAGCACAGGGCGAAGGCCGUUGCUGAUUAUGAUCCCGUAUCCACUGCGUUUGUUACAUUUGCAGACCCAAGAGAUGCCAGACGCGCCUGCAGGUACCUUGCUGUGAACCCAGAUAAUCCCCUCGCUUGCUUUGUCACAAUGGCUCCUGGAUACGAAGAUUUGGAUUGGACAAGAGUGAUGAAAGCGUCUUAUCGCGUGGAGUUUGUCAAAGAUUGGGUAGUCGAUAUUGGAGUUUGGGCUUUUACCCUCUUUUGGGUAUUCCCCGUCACAUUCUUUGUUGGUUUGGUCUCGAUUCAGAAUAUCAGCGCUUUCUGGCCAGGGCUCAAUCAUUACUUGGACCAUCACCCAUGGGAGGAGGAAUUAAUCCAAUCUCUACUACCCACUGUCCUUGUCGCCCUUCUGAGUAUUCUCAUUCCCUUGAUCUUGCUACUCAUUGGAAAGAAGGCACACACUCUCAUCACGCUCUCUGAGCUACACGAUCGGAUUAUGGCACGAUAUUACAAGUUUCUCAUCGUCAAUGUCCUGGUUUUCUUCUGCGUCGGGACCGCUACAUUGCAAUCUUUCCUUGUCUCGUUUGCUUCCAAGGCGAACCACCAAAAUGUCUUGGAAAUCAUAUCCAGCAGUUUCCCUUCUGCAGGACCAUUCUAUGUUGGAUGGAUGAUUUUCACGACGGGGAUGCAUGGAGGUAUCGAACUGCCCCUUGAAUAUCAGCUCCCUCUUUUCAUGUAUCCCUCGACAAAACGACAAGCCACGCCUCGCAAACGCUCUGUUGGCAUCCGGCCUCGUACUUUCAAUUACUACUAUUGGCUUCCUAAUCAUAUGCUUGUAGUGCAUGUCCUCCUGCUUUUCACAGUUCUCAACCCUUUGGUUGUGCCCUUUGGGUUUGUAUAUUUCAUGGUCCAGAGCACGGUCAUCAAGAACCAAUUAUUGCAUGUGUACGCCAAGAAUUAUGAAGGAAAUGGCCAGCAUCUCUUGAUCCGAAUGAUACGAUAUUCCUUGGACGGCCUUGUUGUUUCGCAGGCUGUCUUCCUUGCAUACAUGGCCGUUUUGAAGAAGCGAGCGAACGUUGGUUUAUCAGCAGUUCUUAUUAUCCUCACAGUUUUGAUGAAGUUACUAUUAACCCAUGCUUGUCGUGCGAAAUUCGAGCGCGAUGACAUGUGGGAAGCAAGCAUCGUUUGUGGCACCGAAGAGGAGCUUGUCGAUGACAAUUUUGCUGGUGAUAGAGAUUCCAUUUCUAAUCACAGAGAAGAUGCAGGGAACCGCGCGCAACCCCAAAACAGCUUUUCACAAUCGUGGAAACAUUGGAAGACGUGGCGACUUCGUACCGAGGUCGUCUUUUCUUACGCAACCUACUCUGGCCAAGGACGCCGCGACGCGAGACGACAGCCAAACCCUUUCGCCACCUCCCAAUCGUCUUUUGCACGGCUCCAGUCUAUUGAUGGUCUUCGUUCCAAGGCAGAUUCAUUGCCCACUUCCGAAUCUGUUCAUCAAGAACAGAGCGAAGGGGAGAAUGCAGCACCAUCACCGCCAAGUUCAUCUAAGACACCAGUGCAUCUCGUGGAAGCUACGGCAACGGUUCUCGUAACUCCCCACCCUCCCCACCCCGCCUGGGACGACGAAUCAGACCCUUGCCAUCCGUACGAGAACCCGUACUACAAACAGCCGAUCAGCAACACCCUCUGGCUACCCCGUAAUCCUUGCGACAUUCUCAACCUUGACGAGACAGUCGACGUCCAAAGGUCAUUGACAACGACCACUACCACAGGCCAACUGGGCUCGUUAUUCACGUCAGGAGUGCCUCAUCAGCAGACACCCUCUAUUGCCUCCCCACCUCCACUUGACAGAGCACGCAGUUCUUCGAUGUCAACGGCGCGGUGUUUCAAUGGAAGCGAGGUGGUCUCAUUACCUCCAAGAAUUGCGUCUCGGAUCAAUGCUCCAGACCGAGAUGAGAAUAUAGAAGAUGCGCAAGAACGUCGGCCAACUCUUCUGGGCGGGCGCAGACGGAGUAGUGAGCGGAGCACCGUCGGAACGGUACGGUCUAGCGCUAGCCUUCAUCGACCUCAUACGUUCGAUGUAGGGCCAUCUAUCAUGUCCAGGAUUCGUACCACGUCCGGCAUCUCCGGUAUGCGACCUCAGUUCAGUGCUCCAUCAUCGUUCCGAUCAGCAAUUGGUCGGAGGAUGCGAGGGCGCUCUAGGUCGUUGACUCAAGAACUAGGACUUCGGGAAGACCCAGGACCUCAUCCCGACCGACGUAUUCAGGGGGAGCUCUUUCCUACUGUAUCACAGAUAUUGGCAAAUCCCUCUCUGGCCAGUAUUCCUACAUAUCGCGAGCGCGAGCCGACGGCGGUGACAAUGCAGGAGGCCGUCGAAGAGGAGGCUCUUGUUGAAGAGCGGGUAGCAUUGGAGGAACGGUUACGAAGGGAGGCUGAGGAAGCUCUGCAGGGCGCUAGGGCACAUAGAUCGUGGUUCACGAGAUGGCUGUUCGCCAGAGCGGAGUAA
Heterobasidion irregulare TC 32-1 is the source of this 4119-nucleotide messenger RNA. RefSeq lists its product as uncharacterized. Gene Ontology annotation, molecular function: calcium-activated cation channel activity. The transcript is spliced from 17 exons. The record is from RefSeq and is a predicted model, not a curated record. The coding region runs from base 1 to 4119 and encodes 1372 amino acids. Gene Ontology annotation, cellular component: plasma membrane. NCBI's taxonomy places the organism in Eukaryota, Fungi, Basidiomycota, Agaricomycetes, Russulales, Bondarzewiaceae.